Molecule: messenger RNA, 3054 nt
Organism: Coniophora puteana RWD-64-598 SS2
Lineage: Eukaryota; Fungi; Basidiomycota; Agaricomycetes; Boletales; Coniophoraceae
Exons: 4
Coding region: 1-2709 (902 amino acids)
Source: RefSeq, a predicted model, not a curated record
AUGCCUGCUGCAACGCGCUCAACAACGCGCAACACCCCUGAUCCCCUCCCAGGCCCCUCAAAAAAGCGCCCCAGACCAGGCUCCCCCUCCGACACCCCCUCCGAUACCGACGCAGGCACAUCCGCGCCCAACUCCACCGCCAAACGUCAGAAGCCUGCCUCUCAGCAGACGCUUUCCUCAGUGGGCGGGCGCCCAGAAUCGCCCCUCAGGCGCAGAGAUUCCAAGGAGAGAAAGCGCAGGCAGAAAAAGAAGCGCAAGACGCCCAUCGUCGAUCACAAUGGGACUGCCAAUCCAGGGACUCUUGCUGGCUCUAGGGGCAUCGCCAGAACAACAGACGGCAGCGUUGGCGCACAAGAGCGUCCCCGUAGCAGUGGCAGCGUUCGUCCCUCGAGCAGCCGCACUCUCUCAGAGGGGCCCAGUCAGCCACCACCGCCUAUGGAUGGUGUGUCUGCUGUCGCUCCCGACACCAGCUCGGUUCAACCUGAGCAGGCUGUUAACGACCCUCUGCCAAAGGUGGAGGAUACAUCCGGCGAUCAAGAGCGGGUAUCGGAAGCGGCCACCUUGACUUCGCCUGGGCCCUCUUCUGACCCUAAGGGGAAAGGCAAGGCUAAAGCUGAAGACGAAGAAAUUGCCCAGGCAGAGUCCUCAGCAAUGGCAGGCGCCACCGCUACUGCGAGCGAGGGAGUAGAUGCAGAGCACCUCAAGGCGGAAUUGUUGGUCGCGAACUCGCAACUUACCGCACACGAACGCCUCACAACCACCUUUACCGAAACUGCGACGUGCCAAAUAUGCCUCGACCUCCUGUAUCGCCCCUACACCCUCUCCCCCUGUGGCCACGUCUCGUGCUACAACUGCCUCGUCUCGUGGUUCACCGCUCCCCCGCCGUCCUAUGCCUCGGAGCGUCCCGCGGGCCCCCCACCUGCCGCAGCCGCAGAGCCAAGCACAAGUGCGAACGGCGCGGGACCUUCGGGUUCCGGCCAGAGCGCAAACCCAAACCCAAACCCUAAUCCUACUGCAAGCGCGAGCGCACCCCGCCCCAACCGCCCCAACGUCAUCGGGCGCACGAAAACGUGCCCGCACUGCCGCGCCAAGGUGCGCGGCCGUCCCGCGGAGGCGUGGCUCGUCAAGGAGCUUGUGCAGGCGCUCGUGGACAGCGGGCUCUCGGGCGUGGACGCUGCUGCUGCUGCUGCUGUCACUGCAAACGCGAGCAGCGCGGACCCCUGGUCAGGCAUAUUCCUCCCUGAGGCUACGCGCACGGAUCCACCGUGGGCCGCACGUCGCCCGUGGCUGUAUGCACGUGCGCCGUCGCCGCCUCCGUUGGUCCCGCGGCCUGCACGGGCGAACGGGGUCGUAGCCAACGUCAACGCUAACGGGGUCGCAGCCAAUGCGAACGCGAACGCGAGCGUGGAGGAGCGCGGGAUGCUCGACGAGGAAGACGGUGGGAUAUACCGCUGCGUCGAGUGUGUGCACGAGAUCUGGGCGGGGCGGUGUACGGGCUGCCGGCGGGUGUACCCCGCGCACCCGGGGUAUCGGCCGCUGGGGUGGGACUUUGGGGAUACGGACGAGGACGAGGAUGAGGAUGAGGAUGAGUACGAGAUGCGGCGGGUGAGGAUACGGCUGGAUGGGGAGGAUGGUGAAGAUGAGGAUGAAGACGAGGAUGAGGAGGAGGAUGAGGACGAGGAGGACGCGGACGCGGUGGAUCUUAUGGAUGCGAUCGACACUGCGGACGCGGAGGGCGAGUUCGAUGUGGACGAGGAGAUGGACGAUAUCGAUAUGUAUGGGGAUCCGUAUAGCCCCGACGAGGAUGGGGACGUCGAUCCGGCGGAGUUCUUUGGUGCGCCUGGGUACUGGUACGGCGGGUGGGGCGACGACGGGAUGCAUCAUGGCGGGGAAGACGAGGGAGACGGGGAGAGCAGCGCGGCGGAGGUGAUGGAUGGAUACGAUAAUCCGCUCUGGAUGGGCAUCGAGGACGGGGACGGGGCGGGUGACGAUCAUGGUGUGGGCAGCGACGAUGGGCGGCGCGUGUAUAUGCCGGGGUUUGGUCCGGGGGACGGGAGCGAGGACAGCGAGGACGAUGAAGACCAGGGCGAGGAAGGCGGCGAGGACGAGGACGACGCGUGGACUGUCGAGGGUAUCAUGCACGAGGCAUUUGGCCCGCAACACGAGCUCUAUCGAGGGGUUGUGGAAGGGUACCGGCGCCAGCGGGAGGCUGCUGCUGCUGCUGCUGCUGCUGGUGUGCCGAGCGGGCUGCAUCGUGCGUACGCCUUCAACGAAGGGAGCGCGUCGUCGGACUCGGAAGAGUACGAGAGCAGCUUCAUCGACGACGAGGACGAGCAGCCGCGCGGUUUGCCACGCCUUGAUCUCCCCGGUGGUGCGUUCAUCGAGGAGGUCGACGACGAUGGUGCCUCUCUGGACCACGAUAUCGAUGUUGAGGGUGAAGACGAGGACGCUCUAGGCGAGACGGACGACGGCGGGCCGGAGGUUGUUGACCUGGACGACCUCGGUCACGGUGGUGGUGAUGGCGAAGAAGAUGGAGAUGGCGAAGAAGACGGAGACGGAGAUGAAAGCUCGGACAUGGAUCACGAUCUCGUCCCGGCCGCGCACGGUGCGCACGCCUCGAGGCGCCUGCGCGUGCCUUCGUCUCCGCCGCCGGUGCGGGUGCGGAAUGUGAGGCGGUUGCUUUUGAGUUCGAGUGACGAGGAGGAGUAGAUGUGGUGCGGGUGGAUAUUGUGGGGUUCAUUGGGGACCGAUACAGAGGGUGUUGAUUAGGAUACUGGAGACGAAUAUGGGCGCGCUGCAGGAUCCGUAGGGUCUUAGAAAGUCGUGCGGCCCGAAUUUCGCAAUGGAAGGCAGCGGGCUUCAUGAUUACAUAUGACUUUGUGGAAUUUAGUCUAUUAUUUGGCGAGGACCCAUUGCAACAAACUAGUUCGUUCGAUGGAUGUGAUUGGUCGUGGUGGGGACGCCGUAACCAUUCAACCGAUGCAUCGAUGAACGGGAUUGUAAAUGCACAAAAGGGUUGGGUAACCUACAAUGAGAAAUACCACUCUCGUGAAA